This is a messenger RNA of Aquila chrysaetos chrysaetos, 4630 nucleotides long. It is a transcript of the gene SETDB1, whose product is annotated as SET domain bifurcated histone lysine methyltransferase 1. Gene Ontology annotation, cellular component: nucleus. Gene Ontology annotation, molecular function: DNA binding; protein binding; histone H3K9 methyltransferase activity. The transcript is spliced from 22 exons. The record is from RefSeq and is a predicted model, not a curated record. NCBI's taxonomy places the organism in Eukaryota, Metazoa, Chordata, Aves, Accipitriformes, Accipitridae. Gene Ontology annotation, biological process: heterochromatin organization; negative regulation of gene expression. Bases 108 to 4013 code for a protein of 1301 amino acids.
CAGCUUCCGGUUUGGAGCACACACACGCAGCCCCCCCCCCCCCCUUUUCUCCUCCUUCUCCCCAAGAACCGGGGUCGCGGCGAGCCCCGGGCCUCGGUGCAGCAGAAAUGGAUUCCCAGGAGAUCAAAGAGCUGCAGCAAGAAGUGAUGGAGGAGCUGGGAAUCUCCAUGGAGGAGCUCCAGGAUAUCAUCGACAAAGAGCUGGAGAAGUUUGAGUGCGUGAAGCAGAGGAAGCAGCAGCUGGAGGAGCUGGAAAAGUGCGUGAAACAGAAGGAAGAAGAGGUGGCUCGCGUUGACCGGCUCUUUGAUGACGCUUCAAGAGCUAUUGAUAAAUGCGAGAUGUUGGUGAAGGAUCUGUACUCCAAGCUGGGCCUCCAGUACCGUGAGAGCAGUUCUGAGGACGAGGACUUGGCUGCCAAGCCCAUGGAAGUGAUUGAGAUCCCGGAUGAGGACGACGAUGAUGUCAUGAGUAUCGAUUUGGGCUGGAAGCACAGCGAUAGUAGUCCCAGAAUUGCAAAGGAUCAGACUCUGCUGCGGGAGGCCAUGGCUGCAAUGAGAAAGUCUGCCCAGGAUGUUCAGAAAUUUAUGGAUGCCGUGAACAAGAAAACAAAUGCCCAGGAUGCACAAAAAGAUGCACAAACUCCUCAGGAAGCUCCUGGUACCGUGCAGCCCGUUGGCCCUGCAGCAGCUGGGAGUGAUCUCAGCAAUGACGGUGAUCUGAACGUUGGCAUGAGGAUCCUGGGCAAGAAAAGAACCAAAACAUGGCACAAAGGAACUCUAAUUGCAAUCCAGACCGUCGGUGCUGGAAAGAAGUACAAAGUGAAAUUUGAUAAUAAAGGGAAGAGUUUGCUUUCUGGCAAUCACAUCGCUUAUGACUAUCACCCCUCGCCUGAGAAACACUAUGUUGGCAGCAGGGUUGUGGCAAAAUACAAAGAUGGAAAUCAGGUUUGGCUGUAUGCUGGCAUUGUGGCUGAAACCCCAAACGUGAAGAAUAAAGACAGGUUCCUGAUCUUCUUUGAUGAUGGCUAUGCUUCGUAUGUCAAGGAGUGGGAGCUGUACCCGAUCUGCAGGCCACUGAAAAAGACCUGGGAAGACAUAGAGGAUGUUUCCUGUCGUGAUUUCAUUGAGGAGUACAUCACGGCCUACCCCAACCGUCCCAUGGUGCUGCUGAAGAAUGGCCAACUGAUCAAAACAGAGUGGGAAGGGACCUGGUGGAAAUCCAGAGUGGAAGAAGUGGAUGGCAGUCUGGUCAAAAUCCUUUUCCUGGCUUGUAUGGUACCCCUGGAAGUUCUUGCCAUAGGUGCUGUGAGUGUUGCCUUCUCCUUGCUGCAGGAUGACAAACGUUGUGAGUGGAUUUACCGAGGUUCCACACGCCUUGAGCCCAUGUUCAGCAUGAAAACUUCCACAGCCUCCACCCAAGAAAAGAAGCAAAGUGGACAAGCAAGGACUCGUCCCAAUGUCGGUGCUGUCAGGAGCAAAGGGCCUGUAGUACAAUAUACGCAAGAUUUAACGGGAGCUGGUACCCAGUACAAACCUUUAGAGCAAAUGCAGGCAGCCUCGCUGGCUGCACAGUCCGUUUCUCCACAGCCUGCUGAGAUGGAAUGCUCUGACAGUCAGCUGGCCCAGUCAAGAAAGCAAGUGGCCAAGAAAAGCACUUCCUUCCGUCCUGGCUCCGUAGGCUCUGGGCAGUCAUCACCUUCUUCACCUGUCCUAAGUGAUACACCUCCGGCGGGAAGGACUGGUGCAUCCCAGCAGCAUCGGCUCUCCAGUGGCCAGGCAGGCAGUGGCACAGCACAGGCCUUCCAUGGCAUGAUGGACCGCGUGCCCAACGAGCCCUCUUACCGAGCCCCGCUGGAGAAACUCUUCUACCUGCCGCACGUCUGCAGCUACACCUGCCUGUCCCGCGUCCGUCCCAUCCGCAGCGAUCAGUACCGCAGCAAGAACCCCCUGCUCAUCCCACUGCUCUACGACUUCCGACGAAUGACAGCCCGCCGACGGGUUAACCGUAAGAUGGGCUUCCACGUCCUCUACAAGACGCCCUGUGGGCUGUGCCUGAGAACCAUGCAGGAGAUCGAACGCUACCUUUUUGAGACGGACUGCGACUUUCUGUUCCUGGAGAUGUUUUGCCUGGACCCGUAUGUGCUGGUGGAUCGCAAGUUCCAGCCCUACAAACCCUACUACUACAUCGCAGACAUUACCAAGGGCAGGGAGGACGUGCCGCUGUCCUGUGUCAACGAGAUCGAUAACACCCCGCCUCCGCAGGUGGCCUACAGCAAAGAACGCAUCCCUGGCAAAGGGGUUUACAUCAACACCAGCUGGGAGUUCCUCGUGGGCUGCGAUUGCAAAGACGGCUGCAGAGACAAAUCGAAAUGUGCCUGUCACCAGCUGACAGUCCAAGCGACUGGCUGCACCCCAGGCGGGCAGAUCAACCCCAAUUCAGGAUACCAGCACAAAAGGCUGGAAGAAUGCCUCCCGACAGGAGUUUACGAGUGUAACAAGAGGUGCAAGUGCAACAUUAACAUGUGCACCAACCGCUUGGUCCAACACGGGCUCCAAGUCCGCCUGCAGUUAUUCAAGACGCAGAACAAAGGCUGGGGCAUUCGCUGCCUCGAUGAUAUUGCUAAAGGCUCUUUUGUCUGCAUUUACGCAGGGAAAAUCCUCACGGAUGACUUUGCCGACAAAGAGGGGUUAGAGAUGGGUGACGAGUAUUUUGCAAACCUGGAUCACAUUGAGAGCGUGGAGAACUUCAAGGAGGGCUAUGAGAGCGACGCAAAAUGCUCUUCUGACAGCAGCGGGGUGGACCUCAAGGACGAAGAGGAGGAAAACACAGGCACUGAGGAGCAGGAGGAGUCCAACGAGGACAGCUCUGACGACAACUUCUGCAAGGACGAGGACUUCAGCACCAGCUCAGUAUGGCGCAGCUAUGCCACGCGACGGCAGACCCGGGGCCAGAAGGAGAAUGGGCUGUCAGAGACAGCCUCCAAGGACUCAGGGCUCACCCGGCAAAUCAGCCACGAUGAGACGGCGGUGGCUGCCUCCUGUAAGCUGCCGGUGUCAGAGGAGACCUCCAAGAACAAAGUGGCCUCAUGGCUGAGCUCCAACAGCAUGUCUGACAGCUUCCAGGACAAUGACAGUGCCUCCUCCUUCAAGAUGAGCGAAAGUGGCGAAGCCAAGGCCAGCAAAACGGAGCUCCCGUGUGAGAGAGAGAAAGCCUGUGCUGCUGCCCUGGGUGACCUAGAUGGAGAGUCAAAGGCACUGAAGAAAGAUGAACCUGAAGAUCCAACCAAAAUUCCUGGGCUAAGCGACUUGGGAAGGAUGUAUGGCUACAACCCGAGCCCUCCCAAACUGGAAGGGAUCCGCAGGCCGACGAGCAAGACCGCCCUGCUGCAGAGCAGACGGCAUUCUCUCGCCCCACAGCCCCCCACAGAUGAUGUGCUGACCCUGUCGAGCAGCACGGACAGCGAGGGGGAGAACGGGCAGCCGGUGGUGGGGCAGGCCCAGGGCACCACCAAUGACAGUGAUGACAUCCAGACCAUUUCCUCGGGCUCCGAGGAGGAGGAAGGGGAUGACAAGAAAAACCCCUCAUCUGGGUCAGGUCCUGUGAAGAGGCAGGUGGCAGUGAAAUCCACCCGAGGCUUUGCCCUGAAAUCCACUCACGGGAUUGCCAUCAAAUCAACCAACAUGGCAGCAGCCGACAAGGGCGAGAGCGCACCCAUCCGCAGAACCACCCGCCAGUUCUACGACGGAGAGGAGUCCUGUUAUAUCAUCGAUGCCAAGCUGGAAGGGAACCUGGGCCGAUACCUCAACCACAGCUGCAUUCCUAACCUCUUUGUGCAGAACGUUUUUGUGGACACGCACGAUCUCCGCUUCCCCUGGGUCGCCUUCUUCGCCAGCAAGAGGAUACGAGCUGGCACAGAGCUGACAUGGGAUUACAACUACGAAGUGGGCAGCGUGGAAGGCAAACAGCUGCUGUGCUGCUGUGGGGCUGUCGAGUGCCGAGGGCGGCUGCUGUGAGCCCACCCACCUGAUGCUCCUACCGGCUCCCUCUUGACCACAGGCUUGGUGCUGAUUUUCCCUUUUUGAGGGUAAAGUUUCUUCCCAAGAGGUGGUUGUUUAAUAGUAACCGUUACGAAGCUGAGCACAGUGGCUUCGAGUUCUCCUGGUCACUUGAAAAUUACAGCGGCAGAUGGACACAGAACAGAAACGUAACCUGGCACAUGUGUGACGGCUGCGGGGGGGGGGGUGAUGCCCAAACCUGAUGCUGUGAGCUUUACUUCUCUCCCUCAGCACCGCCAGAAAGGCCGUUACCUGCCUGAGCCCUUGACAAGCAGCUGUUCCUGCUCUCUUCCAGCUCUCCACCAAAUUUAAGACACAAAGCCCUGGGCAUUGCUGCCGGUUUUCCAGCAGGAAACACUUCACCAAGACUCCAGGGAAGUGCUUCACAGUUGGGACUGAGCCAUUGAUGUCCAUGCAGCCUUGGGAUAGGACUGGGAGGGAGCAAGGGUGGUGGAGAUAAAUCCAGAUUGGUCUACUCAUACUGGGCUUAUAGCAGUGACAUAAAUUUAAGUGGGGAAAAAAAAAAACAGUCUUCAACUGUGAUAUGUUGUAAAGAAUCUUUUCAUUGUUAAAAA